Tuber melanosporum (Perigord truffle) is the source of this 2295-nucleotide messenger RNA. RefSeq lists its product as uncharacterized. The record is from RefSeq and is a predicted model, not a curated record. NCBI's taxonomy places the organism in Eukaryota, Fungi, Ascomycota, Pezizomycetes, Pezizales, Tuberaceae. The coding region runs from base 1 to 2295 and encodes 764 amino acids. The transcript has a single exon.
AUGGGUUCAACCACAUCAACACUUCGAGCUUCGACCAUAAUUCUCCUAGCGUUAACACCCCAAGCGCUAGCGGCAGAUGGUGCCGACUUCUCGAACAAUUUGUUCUCCGACCUGGCCCCCGUUCUGGCUCUCUUCGGAGAGCAAGUUUCCAAACAGUUCCUGUCCCAGUCCUUGACUUGGCUGGAGGACGUGAUAUUCGCCAUGGCGCCAUUGGGGAUUGUAACGGCAAUAGUAAGCGCAGUACGAGUCGGUGGGCCAAACUGGCUUAAGGCAAUUGUCGGGAGGGCUAGGGAAAGCAGGGCAGUCGCAGAGGUGGAGCUCAUGUCCUCCACCUCACACGAGGUGUGCGAACUUUGGAAUGGGGAGGCCAUCGUUCGGGUCAUGGGUUCUCCGGAGGUUGCCGAGAUUCUUUAUUUCGAGGAUGAGACGGAUGGACAGGGAGGACCUAGGUUUCUUACAUUGGAGGCGGCUAAAGUAGCUGGAAUAUUGGAAAAUGUUGAAGAAUUGAAGAGUGACCCAAACCUGCAGGGAGAUGCUUCAAUCAGCGCCCCUAACAUAUCGUUGAACAUCUGCGAAGCCAACGAACAGGGAGAGUUAUGGCUAUUUGCUAUUCUAGGAAUUGUGCUUCAAUUCGGUUGCUUGAUCUUUAUUGGAAUCACCCGCUAUCACCCCACGAUAAAUUGGAAGGACCAAAAUUCGGAAUACGCUUACCCCCUUAUGGCAUCCGGGACUCUGCUUGUAGUUAUGGGGAUGAUGGCGUGUUCGCGCGCAGUGCAGGCCUCAUCCGAAGAGGAUAUAUGGGUGUCGAAGAGGAGCUUUAGGAUUCUAUGGGUGCAAAAGAGUUCGCGGGUUAAUGAUCAGCACUUCGGGUCAUAUGCACUAUUUGGGGACGGGGAACGCAAGAAACUUAUCACGUCUCGUAGAGCUUACAAAUACUCCUCGCGGAACUUACUUAGAACUCUAUCUAUCGUUGGAUCAUUCGUCUGCAUUGCCGGCUUUGUCACCCAGUUUGUCGGACUUCGUGCUCUGCAUUGGUCAGCCUCCGUCGCACAAUUGGUUGUGACAUUGGCAAUGACUGCUGCGAGAACCUGGAUUCGUCGAAAAAUGUCUGAGCGUCCACGAGCCAUGACGCUGCCGGUUGACAAAGAUGGGCUCGAUGGGCUCACCCUGACCUUUGGGACAUCGCCAGAUAAGCUAUGGGGUGCAGAAAACUCUUCUAUCCGACAAAAUUCCAAUUCUAACUGGGAGGUGAUAACCCCCCAUAAGUAUCUUGGAUAUGAGGAUGCUCAGGAGGCACAUAAUGCCCCUUAUAAAGACGCACAAAAUAUCAUUAGGAUGCGAAUGGAGCUCGAGCAUUCUACGAGUUGGAAAGGGAGCUCGCAUUCCUUUGUACAGGAACUAGACGCCUGCCUUCGGUCUUUGCUGGCCUGUCUUAUGGGCUCAAAGGAUAUAACUCUUGUCGACAGCUUCGAGCGUUCCGAAGUUUUUCGUUGGGCAAUGCCAGUCAAAGUCGAUAGGGUAGUGCAGUGCAUAACUAUGACUGCCGAAAAGAGUUAUCCAUCCACAUGGAUUGUGAAUGCAUCCGAGCUUCGCGCCGUGAUCUCCCUUUGGUGUUACGGAGAGAAUCCGUCGCGCAUUAAAAAUCCCUACAGGCUUCCUUGCCUCGGGGAUGACCCUCGGGCGGUCUUACGAGUACUUGGGCCGGCAACUCACCGAUUCAUUCGUGACUGCGAGCGGUGGGUGGAUAGGGGAGGAUUGUUCGCGGUGGUGGAAAAUGGAAAACUGCGGGGCAACACAAAUCAAGUGCGAGUAACAGCGCAGGUGCUCUCCGAGACGAUUGCCCGCAUGAGGGGUCAUACCGAUGAUACCACGGGCGGGGUCGACAUGUAUUUCAUUUUAUGCGAUCACGUCCUCGGGACGGAGCCAGUCGAUAGCGACGGAUGUAAUAAUUCACUCACUCUCGUAUCCACGGUCCCGCUUAGACAAAUGUGCGCUCAAGAGAUAUUAUCUUCGUUCUUGUGGGCAAUCGUUGGUACUGUUCUCUCCAUCAAUGGCGAUACCCAAUCCCGAAGCGCAACUCCCCUAGGGGAUCAUGAAAGCAUGAACGACGAACGGCCCGGCUCCAAGCUUGAAAAUUCCUUUUUCCGAGAGCUGGCCGCGAUAAUCACGAAUUCAGGGGUAACCAGUAACAUCCAGGAUGCUUAUGCACUCAUAAUUCCACCUUUCGCUGCUGCUGGCAAGCUCCCCCGAGGGCCCUCCAGUGAGUUAGCCCAGGACGAAAUUGAGUCGAUCUGA